Molecule: messenger RNA, 616 nt
Organism: Sardina pilchardus (European sardine)
Lineage: Eukaryota; Metazoa; Chordata; Actinopteri; Clupeiformes; Clupeidae
Gene: nog5
Product: noggin 5
Exons: 1
Coding region: 11-616 (201 amino acids)
Biological process (GO): osteoblast differentiation; dorsal/ventral pattern formation; negative regulation of BMP signaling pathway
Source: RefSeq, a predicted model, not a curated record
GCUCACGCUUAUGUCUUUUACCGCGCGCCUUGGAGUGUCCCAGUAUCUUCUCCGGGUGCGCCCAUCUCCAAGUGACAACCUGCCUGUGCUGGACCUGAAGGAGGACUUAAACCGCGAUGGGGAACCCUCUGAGGAAGAUCUCUCUGUGCCAAACCUGAAAGGCAAACUUGGAGACAGUUUUGACUCCACUCGAAUGUCUAUCGGUCCACCGACUCAUGGAAAUCUAUCUCUAACACACUCACGCAUCAGUCUCACUGGACACAUGCCGCGUGAAUUGAGAGAGCUAGACUUGAAUGACCGCCUGUACGGCCAACGUCUCAAAGUAAACAAAAAAAACCGUCAAAAAUUCCGCAGGUGGCUCUGGGCACACACGCAUUGCCCAGUCUUGCCAGUUUGGAAGGACCUCGGGGUGCGCUUCUGGCCACGUUAUAUCAAAGAAGGACGUUGCACUCGCAGAUACUCAUGCUCUGUACCAAAGGGAAUGUACUGCAAGCCAAAUCGAUCCGUUCACGUGACGCUUCUUCGGUGGUAUUGCCAAGGUUCUUCCAAACUCCGGCGUUGCUACUGGAUCCACGUACGGUAUCCCAUAAUCUCCCGGUGUGAGUGCUCGUGCUGA